AACAACUAGCCCGCAAAACCAUAUUUUCAUUUUUCAGAUUGAUUACAGGAUGAGUUCUUCUAUCUUCCUUCUAUGUUGCCUUCUCAUAUUUUCUUUAUAUUCCCUCUCCCAACACACAGGCUACUCUCUAGAUGCUACUCCAACACGGAAGUUGAGCAUGCCAGCCCCUGUCCACGACCUCAAAACCCAGUAUAAAAUGCAGGGAGCAGACAAGGCAAUGGAAAGUACCCCUGCAAACGAAGAUUCCAUGACACCAGAGUAUAACAGCAACAGUUACAGUCCCCAUGAUCUUGUCUUUCAUAUAGAUUACCAUGGAGUAACAACUCAUCCAACUCCUAAACAUCCCAAACCAUAGGCUGCAACUUUAGUUUUGCAGCGCGAGAGAUUUAUUCAAAUAUGUAUUCUUGUUUUUAUCAAUAUAUAAAUAUAAAUGAAAUGCGUUGUGUGGGAGAAAAAAAA
Messenger RNA from Glycine soja, 459 nucleotides. RefSeq lists its product as uncharacterized. The record is from RefSeq and is a predicted model, not a curated record. The coding region runs from base 50 to 355 and encodes 101 amino acids. NCBI's taxonomy places the organism in Eukaryota, Viridiplantae, Streptophyta, Magnoliopsida, Fabales, Fabaceae. The transcript is spliced from 2 exons.